GUCUCGUGCCCGGUUAGUUAGCGGAGCAGCUCGCGGGCAGCAGACAGAGGGAUGGUCUCGCGCUCGGCGGCGGGCAGCAGCAGGUCAUGUUGUCCGCGCGGCUGGAGACCUGCCCGCGUGUCACCUUCAGCGGAGCGGGAACUGCGGCGACUCUGGCUCGAGGACCCCAGGCGAGGAUGGGCGGGGAGGCGUGUGUCCACAAGCUGGGCUCCACCAAUCACCUUCGGCUUCUCCUCUACAUCCUGAUUCCCACCGUGAGCCUGCUGGCCGGCCUCCUGCUGCUCGUCCUGGUCCUCACUGGUAUAUUUGGCAGCACUCACUUGGACCCCAGCCUCCUCCCCUCACCCAAACCCAUCGCCGACAGCAAACCUGGUUACCACAGCAACAGCACAAGCGACCCCUACCCCUCCUCCUCAUUCACGGUGGAAACCGUCACGUAUUCACCACAGAACCGCAGUGAGAGCACACCUGCCGCCACCACCGGCGUUCCCCCGGCGACCUCUUUUCAGGCUCCGCCCACUCAGCCAUACACAACGCCCCCUGAUUGGCUUGCCUCUGUGACAUCGCUGAGCACCACUUGGCCGAGCAGCACCGCCUCUGCGCCCGACACAGGUAGCUGUCAGCUGAUCGUGGAGCCUCAGUGUCACAUGUUGCCCUACAAUCAGACGUGGCUGUCCUCCUCCGUCGCCGUGGUGAAGAGCUCAGAGGUCGACAUGUUGCUAAGGUUCUUCAGCUACCUCAGCAGACUCUCAUGCUACAGACACAUCAUGCUGUUUGGCUGCUCGCUGGCUCUGCCCGAGUGCAUCGCAGCUGACAGCACGCACAACAGGACGGUCGUGUUGCCCUGCGCGUCUUUCUGCGAGGCAGCGAGAGAAGGCUGCGAGCCAGUCCUACAGAUGUUCAACGCCUCCUGGCCUGACUUCCUGCGCUGCUCCCAGUUCAGCAACACCACCUCUGCUUUGUCACCACCGUCAUCGCCGCCGCCACCACCAUCAUCACCUUCGCCAACAGGUCUCCUCACGUCACCUGCCUGCUACACACCGCGACAGAUUAAAGGGAAACCCUCCGUAUGUGGCGGGAAAGAUCAUUACUUGUGUGCGACGGGGAUUUGCAUCCCUCAGAAACUGGUGUGCAACGGCUACAACGACUGUGAUGACUGGAGCGACGAAACACACUGUGUGUGUGCAGAUGGCGAGUUUCACUGUAACACGGGUCGGUGUCUCUCGCCCGCUCGGGUGUGUGACGGCUAUGACGACUGCGGAGACCUGAGUGAUGAGCUCAACUGUGUGUGUGAUGUGGCCCGGGAGCACCGGUGUGGUGAUGGGCGCUGUGUGUCCAGAGACUGGCUCUGCGAUGGGGACCACGACUGUCUGGACAAGAGCGAUGAACUCAACUGCUCUUGUAAGAGUCAGGGUCUGCUGGAGUGCAGGAACGGUCAGUGCAUUCCUUCUGCGUUUCGCUGCGACGGCGAGGACGACUGCAAAGACGGCAGCGAUGAAGACAACUGCACCGUAGACCAGAGUCAGGGUGGAUGUGUUCCUGGUCAGCCCAGCUGUAUUGCCACUUCCUGUCAGCCCAUGUGUGCUGGCGGCAACACCGUGUGCGACCCACGAAGCAACAGCAGCUGCACUCGCUGUGAGCCAAUCAGCCUGGAGCUGUGUAUGAAUCUGCCCUACAACCUCACCAGCUUCCCCAACUACCUGGGUCACCUGUCCCAGAGAGAGAGCUCCGUGUCCUGGGAGUCCUCUCUGUUCCCCGCUUUGGUCCAGACCGGCUGCUACCAGUACCUCAUGUUCUACGCCUGCACGCUGCUGGUACCAAAGUGUGACCCGGUCAGCCUGCAGAGGGUCCCGCCCUGCAGGUCGCUGUGUCGUAGUGCAAAGGAGAAGUGUGAGUCGGUGCUCAACAUUGUGGGAUUGCAGUGGCCGGAAGACUCAGACUGCAGUCAGUUUCCAGAGGAGGGAGGAAACACAACCUGCCUGCUGCCAGAGGCCGGAGUCGACGAGUGCUCUCCAAGCCACUUCAAGUGCAGGUCAGGUCGCUGCGUGCUGGCAAGCAAACACUGUGACGGGCACCUGGACUGCGAUGACCACAGCGACGAGGACAACUGCGGCUGCUCUGAGCGUGCUCUGUGGGAGUGUCCUGGCAGCACAGUCUGCAUUAAAGCCAGUAUGAUCUGUGAUGGGUUCCCAGACUGCCCCCAGCUGGUGGAUGAGACCAACUGCUCGGUGUGCAGGGAUAACGAGCUUUCCUGUAACAACCACCAGUGUGUCCAUCGGACUCUGUGGUGUGAUGGAAAGAAGCACUGCUCAGACAGCUCCGACGAAUGGAACUGUGUGUCUCUGUCCGAUCGAUCGGGCUCUGUGCUGACGGUGUUUAAGACGGCGGCAGAGUAUCAGGUCUGUGCAGAUGAGUGGAACGACGAGCUGAGCGAACUGACCUGCAACCAGCUGGGACUAGGGGUUCCCUCCUCUGUUUCCAGGGUGCCCGAUCAGCCCGGCGUCCAAGGCCGUCGACGCUGGUUACACGUCCACCCUGAGUGGCACCAGAGGAACGGCUCUGCUCUGCAGGCCCGGCUGGAAAAGAGAAGUCAUGCGUGUCACUCCAGGCAGAGAGUUUCAGUCCUGUGUACCAGAGAAGAGUGCGGUCUACGCCAGGCGGUGGGCCUUCACCCUCACAGGAAGAAGCGGAUUCUGGGCGGCCGGGUGUCCCGGCGGGGGGCGUGGCCCUGGCAGUGUUCGCUGCAGAGCGGUCAGAGCGGUCACGUCUGCGGCUGCGUCCUCAUCGCCCGGAAGUGGGCUCUGACAGUCGCACACUGCUUCGAGGGGAGAGAGAGUGCAGACCUGUGGAAGGUGGUGCUGGGCAUUAACAACCUGGACCACCCAGGAGGUCACAGUCAGAGCCGAGGGGUGCGCUCCAUCAUCGUACACCCGCGCUACAACCAGGCGGUGGUGGACUACGACAUCAGUAUUGUGGAGCUGGACUCUGAGAUUGAGGAGACAGCCUUCGUCAGACCGGUGUGUCUGCCUCAGCCGAGCCAGCUGCCUUUACCCGACUCCUACUGUUACAUCACCGGCUGGGGUCACAUGGGCAACAGGAUGCCGUUUAAACUGCAGGAAGGGGAGGUCCGGAUCAUCUCUCUGUCUCAGUGUCAGUCCUACUUUGACAUAAAGACCAUCACUCCCAGAAUGCUUUGUGCUGGCUAUGAAGCUGGAACCGUCGACUCCUGCAUGGGUGACAGCGGCGGCCCGCUGGUGUGUGAGGAGAGCAGCGGUCGCUGGACGCUGUUCGGCCUGACGUCGUGGGGCAGCGUGUGCUUCAGCAAAGCGCUCGGACCCGGGGUUUACAGCAACGUCACGCACUUCACCCCCUGGAUCCAACAACAGAUCUACAUCCACACGUACCUGACCGACUGACACAUACGCUCACUCACCUGACACUUCCUGCUCCAAGCUCUCAUUCAUUCCAGAAGGAAGUGAUGUCAUCAUCAGCCACAACACGCGUUCAGUUCCUUAACCUGUGCCUAUAUCGAUACAGAUAGCCUUCAGACGCUGUGUGAGCAGCUAGCUGAUGUUGUUGGUGAUUGAAAGUUACAUCCAUACAGUCAGUCACUAAACACUGAACUCUGAUUUUAUUAUUUUUUAUUACUCGAUUCAACCCUACAAACAUCACAGAAACAAAAACAUAACCACUGCUCAGUGCUUCGUGCUGGACUUUAUACUAAGAUACUUUUAAAUUAUGUAGUUUGAACUACCCAUUACAUUUCCUGGGGCUGAAAAAAAGACGAAGCAUCAAAGACGGCAGUUCCUCCAACAACAUCUUGAACUAGUCUUCUGCUGUGCUUCAUCUCAGCUAACUGAAAUCACAGAAAACACACUUUCACAUUAAUGUUUUUAAUGCGAAAAUUUUCAAUUCAAUUUAUUUCAGUUCAACUUUAUUUAUAUAGCACCGAAUCACAACAACAGUUCCAUCAAGAUGCUUUAUAUUAAAUGGUAAAGACCCUACAAUAAUACAGGGGAAAACCCCAACAACCAGAUGACCCCUAUGUGCAAGCACUUUGGCAACAGUGGGGAUGAAAAACUCAAUUUAAACAGGAAGAAACACUGGGACAACCAGGCUCAGGCGGCUGUGACUGAUUACCUUCUUGGUUAAAAAAUAAUAACGAAACUUUACAUUCAAACUUGAAAUCUGAGCAAUGAAACAGUAAACUCUGUUUAAACUACGUUUAAACUCCAUCAUGAGACAUUCAGCAGUGGUUUCAUUUCACUGCUUUUUGCUUCUGUCACAAACUACACUAUCCUCAUACAGACCUAACAACUGCUCAAAGAUGUGUAUCCCCAGAUCAGCUGGCGAUUGGUUACUGGAGUUGGAUUGGUGAAACUGGUUAAAAAGAUGCUGCUCAAAACCUCUAGUUUGACCAGUUCAACCAGUCCAAGCCAAACAGAUUGCAAAGGUUGCAUCGAAGCUUGUCUGCAACUGCUCACCAAGCAGAAGGAAAACGUAAAAGUGUGAUGUUUGACGCGCAGUUGGGGAAUAGUUGGAGGUUGCGGACCAGCCUCCAGGCCUGUGUGAGUGAGGACUUAGAGUUCAGAGGAAAAAACUCAACAUUGUGAUGUUCAUGUGUAUCAGAUGGCACACGGUCUGUUUCCAAGAACUCCAUAAACUACUUGUUCAAACUUUAAAUCAGCAUUAAAGCAGAAGAACUCCAUUUCACAGUCAUUUUCUCCGGCUACUUUGCUGGAAAUACUCCUCAAGAUUUCUGAAGAACAUUGUCUUGAAGAGCUAAAACAGCUUGUUUCAGAUAUGGCCAAUAUAAGUUAAAAAAGGAUUAUUAUAAAGUGUGACUCAUGCACAGCUACUCUAGAAACAUCAAGGAAUACAUAUAUGGAGCUGGAAAUGAGCAGGAUAGAUUCACGUACUUACCUAAGUCAUUAAUCCCUAUUUUAACAAAAUAUUUAAUAACAGCAAUUUACAGAUUAAUGAUAGUUUUGCAGCUAUGAUACAAAAUUGUGUCAGUGUUUGUGUUAAACAUCCUGUAAGCAGAAGCUAAAUCUGCUAUUUCAGAGAAAAUUGAGGAUUGUUUCCCGGAGAGUAGCUGUGAAACCGAACAUUUUAAUGAUAUUAAGGCGUUUAGCGCUGAAGCUGCUAAAACAGACCAGCCGAGCACUCAUUUUCCCACAAUGCUUCACUCUAUAGUGCCUAGCAGUAAAAAAAAAAAAAAGACACAAAACAAAAACAAAAACAAAUUUGUUACUUGUACAAUGUCGUACUGUACGUGCGUGUGUGAGUGUAAGCUGCUGUGUGAGCGUCAGAAAGUGCUUCAAACCACACUGGCAACUUAUAUCGGGCAACUUUGAUGGUCAACAUGUAACUUUGUUCUCACAGCUGUUAGUUACAUUUAUCUUCUUCUUUCAGACAGAAACCUGUAACUGACCCCCCCGACCCCAGUCAUGCUGUAUAAUGGUACAUGAAGAUGUAACACAAGCUUUAUUUUUGUAUAUAACAUACACCGAUGUAGUUUUAAGCUGUGUUUAUUCAUGUUUGUUUACGAUGAUGAAAAAUGUCUUCAGAGGUGAAGUUAGAACAAUGCGGAUCAUUAGCCUUUAAAGUUUCUGGCUUACAGAUAUAUCGUUAGUAAAGUAAACAGUUAAUAACACGCUUAUUAUAAAUGAUAAAUCAGGGGACUUGAAGUAAAGUUUUACCCAGUUUUUAUCUAAAAGUAACCUAAAUGUUCAUCAAAGUGGAUAAAGCGCAAAAAAGCAAAUAUUUAAACUGCCUGUAAAGUAUAUCUUUAAUGUAUUGCUAAUGUGGAAACAUUAGUAUUAAUCCAAAUGUUAACAUAAGUCAUAUGAGCUUUAUCUCAUGUAUCAGAUGGUCAGACUGUAGUUUAAAGCUAGCAGACUCACUAACACAAACAAUUAACUGCCAAAUUAGCGCCAGCUAGAAUACGAAGCACAAAUGUAGCACAGUAUAGAGCGUUUAAUGAUGUGUUUUCAUAGCGUUAGCACUAAGCUACGUUAGCUUUUGCUGUGUAUUUACAAGCCGUUUAGGUCCAACUGUUCAACAGUAGCAGUUUUCACACCGUAGCUGAACUAGUAGGAGGAAAAAAGAUAUUAAGGCUUAAUGGAUUAAAACUCAUAACGGACGGUUUGUUUGCAGUUCACGUGUCUUGACAGCGUUUUUUAGACGACUCUUCAAACGCGGAGAUUUGGGUGUUGCCUCUAUUUAAACACACAUGUUUACCACAUUUAUGCUUUAAGCUAACUGCCUCACACUGAAUUCACUUAAAUAUUGUUGGUAACUGUUUUUGUUUGUUUUGUUUGCCUCAUAUGUGUGACAAAAAGACUCACACAGACAGCAAAGAAGCAUCAAUACCACAGAGUAAAACCCUAACUCAUACUAACUGAGGCCUCAGUCACAUAGGCAUAGAGACACUUAGCAACCUCUGGUCACAAGGGGAAACAUGUAUUCCUUAAUCGGUUGGCAAGUGGUUGCUAGCUGUUGCCAGGUGAAAUCAGUCACAGCAAAGGAAAACCACCAAAAAUCUCUAUGUGAUUGUUGGUUGUUAGCAGUUUGCAGUGACUCUUUCUAAUUUGUCUGGAAGACAUCUUCUCAUUUUUCCCUGGCACACAGUGGUUGCCCGGUGGUUGCCAACCAGUCUCUAGGCCUUGUGACUGGAGCCUUAGACUUCUGGGAGAUCUGGUGGAGCUAGUGGACGUGCAGGUGGUGAUUCCUGUUUUUCUCCACCAGAGGCUCCAAAAGGCUGAAUGCUGGUCAUACUACACCCUGCCGUUAUUGGGCUUUUGUUUCAGAAAGCAGGUUUAGUGAAAACUCUGAGUUUGUUAAACCUGAGAUGUAAAUUUAAAACAAAUGUGGAAAUGUUUCACUCAUCGUGUCCACUAAUGAAUAAUUGGAGGCCGUGAAUUUGUUUCACUUGGCGAGAUCAACAUUUUAGCACUUCCCCCCAUUUUGACUCCCUGUUAACCCAGUGGAAGAGUUGCCCAACGAAUUGCCCCGUUGACCUUCUGUGCUGAGGUCGAACUCACAUCCAGAACAUUCCAAGUUGCUGCUGCUGAUGUUGUUUUGUGUGUUUGGUUUUUUAAGAGUAUUUUUCUACAGCGUUUUGUAUGUCAUGCUGCUUACACAGGGCUGUUAGUGUGUGUGUGUGUAUGUGUGUGUGUGAGCACACAGUCACAUGUACGGACUGUGUGUUUGUUUCUUCCUGAUUUAGCUGUUAUGACUUUGUUAUCAUGAUGAUGAUGAUGAUGAGUAAUGUUUGAUUAUAUGGAUUCAAAUGCUUUAUGGACAGACUGUAGCCUUUAAUGUUUGUGUAAACAGUGAAUAUUUGGUUUAUAUCAUCUUGUAUCACACCAAUAAAC
Pelmatolapia mariae (spotted tilapia) is the source of this 7379-nucleotide messenger RNA. It is a transcript of the gene corin, whose product is annotated as corin, serine peptidase. The transcript is spliced from 24 exons. NCBI's taxonomy places the organism in Eukaryota, Metazoa, Chordata, Actinopteri, Cichliformes, Cichlidae. The record is from RefSeq and is a predicted model, not a curated record. Gene Ontology annotation, cellular component: membrane. Gene Ontology annotation, molecular function: protein binding; serine-type endopeptidase activity. Gene Ontology annotation, biological process: proteolysis. Bases 87 to 3416 code for a protein of 1109 amino acids.